Molecule: messenger RNA, 696 nt
Organism: Argiope bruennichi
Lineage: Eukaryota; Metazoa; Arthropoda; Arachnida; Araneae; Araneidae
Product: gastrula zinc finger protein XlCGF49.1-like
Exons: 1
Coding region: 1-696 (231 amino acids)
Biological process (GO): regulation of transcription by RNA polymerase II
Molecular function (GO): DNA-binding transcription factor activity; RNA polymerase II cis-regulatory region sequence-specific DNA binding
Source: RefSeq, a predicted model, not a curated record
AUGUCGUCAGAUAUACAGAAAAAUGUAGAAGACGAACAGCUGGUUGUGAAAUAUAGUGACUUAUUGAAAGAGACCAGUUCUGAACUGUGUUCUGCUACUUCUAAAAGGACACAUGUUUGUGAUUUUUGCUUUAAGGGAUUUUUAAACAGAAGUUCUCUCCAGUGCCAUUUACUGACACACACUGGCGAGAAACCUCACGUUUGUCAAGUAUGCAAAAAAGGUUUUACGCAAAAAAGUAGUUUGCAAACGCAUAGUUUAAUACAUAUAGGCAUGAAACCUCAUGUCUGUGAGGUGUGUUCACGUUCAUUUACUGACAAAAGUACCUUGAGGAAACAUUAUCUUAUUCAUUCAGGUGAAAGACCCCAUGUUUGUGAUGUUUGUCAAAGAGGAUUUGUUCAAAAAAGUACAUUGCUAAAGCAUUAUAUGACUCACACUGGAGAUAAACCACAUGCAUGUGAAACUUGUGGCCGAAAAUUUGCACAGAAAUUCAGCCUUCAGACUCAUUAUUUAACCCAUAUGAAAGAAAAACCAUUUGAAUGUCCCUUAUGCAAUAAAAAAUUUACUUCAAAAUGCAAAUUGGGUCGACACGAAAAAACACAUUCUAAUGGUCAUCUUUUUCUUUGUACAAUUUGCAACAAAAGUUUUAAGGCUAGGGUUAGUUUAGAAAAACACAUACAUACAAAUGCAUUUGACUAA